Messenger RNA from Ectocarpus siliculosus, 3348 nucleotides. The record is from the annotation of a GenBank genome assembly. NCBI's taxonomy places the organism in Eukaryota, Phaeophyceae, Ectocarpales, Ectocarpaceae.
AUGCAAGGCACCGCUCCCCCUUUCCCGUCCGCCGCCCCCUCCCCGCGGCGUGGAGCCGACGGCGACGACGGCGACGGCGGCGGCGGCGGCGGCGGCGGCCGCCUGCCGGACCCACGUAGAGGGGGGGACGGCGUUGGCGGGGGCGAAAAGCUCUACCCCAUAGAGGGCCUUGGGCCCCCGAAGCAGAGGGGUAUCCACGACCGGGCGAUAGGGGGGAACGUAAGCAGCGGCAGGAUCGCUGGGAGAGGGGGCGGGUCGAGGCUGCGGUCCGGCGGCGGCGGAGGCGGAGGCGGCGGCGGCGGCAGCGGGGGCGGCGGCGGGGGCGGCGGGGGCAGGGGACAUACCAGGCCCUCCCCUGGGAUCGCCGGACCGCAGCCCUGGGCCGGGCAGGGAAUGAAGAAGUCAACCCUCAGGUCGAAAGAGCUGCUUAGCGGCGGCGGCGGUGGCGGCGGCGGCGGUGCAAACGCCGGCACGACGAACGCCGGUCGUGCGGAGGCGGCGGAGGGGGACGGGGCGGCGGCGGGGGGCGCCGCUUCGUUGCGCGGGACGGCGGGCAGCAGUAGCAGUAUCAGUAGCAAUAUGAGCAGUCACCCUUCUGCUGCAGCACUUGCGGGAUCGUUGGGGGCGGACGGGAAGGCGGCGGCGGCGGCAGCUCUCGGCAGAGACGGAGGUCCCGUUGAGGCCGACGGGGGCAGGGGCGCGGCAGCGGCGGCGGCUGCGGCAGCGGCUGCGGCGGUAGCGGCGGCUUCGGAGAAGGCUAAGGCCAAGGCCGUCGAGGAUGCUCUUCUCGAGCAGAUAUCGAGGAUGUACGAGGAGCUUGCCAAGGUUAGGGACGAGCAGGACGCCGCCCGCCCCGGGGGGCAAGACGGCGCGAACGGCGCCACGGGGCGGCCGCGGAUCAUCCUCGUCUCCCGCAGGCUGCCGUACAAGCUGCAGAUGACGUCAUCCGGCCGUUGGACGACGGAGAUCCCGAAGGCGGACCAGGCGCUGCAGAGCUACAGGGUGGUGCACGAUUUGAUGGAAUGCAUUUGGGUGGGGUGGCCCGGGACGUACGUGGAGCCCGGCCGGGAGUGCAGCCUGACGGACCAGCUCAAGGACCGACGCCUUGUGCCGAUAUUUCUGGAUGCCGCGAUGGAGGACAGGUUCUACGAGGGUUUCUGCAAGACCAUCCUGUGGCCGCUCUUCCACUCGUCCAUGCCCACGACGGAAGACACCAUUGCCUGCCACGACGCCGACUCGAUCGAGGAGCAGCGGGAGGAAAGCCAGCUGUGGUUGGCUUACAAGGCGGCGAACCAGAGCUUCGCGGACACGAUCCAGGACGUCUACAGGGACGGCGACCUCAUCUGGGUGCAUGACUACCACCUCACUAUGCUGCCGCAGAUGCUGAGGAACGUAUUGCCUUCGGGGGUGGAGCACAACGGGCACUUCGCGAACGUGACGAUCUGUCCGGUUGGCAUCGACCCGGAUGCGGUGACGCAGCUGUGCCACCAGCCGGACGUGAUGAGGCUCAUGCAGCGGUGGUCCAAGCAGACCAGGAACAAGACGAUGCUCCUCGGGGUGGACAGCCUGGACGCUACCCGGGGUCUGGUGCAGAAGUUUCUGGCCGUAGAGGAGAUGUUCGAGAUGCAGCCGGGCCUCGCGGACAAGGUCAACUUCGUGCAGGUUUGCUUCACGGGGCCGCACUCCCGAGAGCGCAUGGUGCUGGAGGCGCAGGUGCAGGGCUUCGUGGCAAGGGUCAACUCCAAGCUGGGGAGUAUCGACGAGGCCGGGCCGGUGCAGUUCUUCCUGAACGUCAACCCCAACGAGCUGAGCGCGCUGUACGCCAUCGCCGACGUGCUGGUCAUCACCCCCAUCCGCGACGGCAUGGACGUGGUGCCGUUCGAGUACGUGGUCUCCCGGGAGUGCCGACGCCUCCCCGCCACCGUCGUGCUCAGCGAGUUCGCCGGCUGCGCCAGGUCCAUCGGCGGUGCUGUUUUGAUCAACCCCUGGAACACCACCGAGUUCACCGAGCAGAUGAUCGGCGCCAUCAACAUGGAGGAGAACGAGCGAGAGAUCAGGCAAUCGUUCAUGUACAGCCGUUGGCGCCUGGUGGCGUUCAACCUUGAAGGCGUUUUGGCGAGGGCCUGCGCCUUGCCGGAGCUGGUGCAUAUCCCGGCGGAGGCGGCCGCGUCGCUGGACUCCCUGUCGAGGGAGCCCAAGAACAUGGUCGUGGUGAAGAGCCCUCGGAGCCGAGACACGCUGGAUCGCCUGCUGGGCCGCACGAACUGCGUGCUCGCCGCCGAGCACGGAGCCUUCAUCCGAUGGGGGAAGCACGCUCGGUGGCAGGUGUCCCACUUCCUGGAGAUCGUCGUCACCCGAUUCCGCAGGCUGCUCAAGUCCAAGCGGUCCGAAGACAGCCUCCAGUUGCACGGACAAAGUUUCGAGCAGGACGAAGAGGGCCACGGCGAGCGUUUCUCUAGCGUCAUCGCCGGCGUCGACAUCGGGGACGCAGACGGCUACUACAGCGGGAGAACACGACACCGGCGCUCCCACAGUGGAGACUCCCAGCCCAGCCUGCGGAGAAGAAGCCUGUCCAGGACCCCGACGCUGCGGCCCAUUUGUCCCCCGGAGGGAAUCUUCUCGCUAGACGCGGGAGGCGUCGGCGCUUGGGAAACCCUCAAGGGAGCGGCCGGAGUGAAAUCCCCUGGGGGUUGGAGCUCGGGGACGUCGGAGACUGAUUCUACUGACGCGGAGGCGCCGCCCGAGGCUGAGACCGGCGCCGACAUCGAGUUCGUGCUCGUUGUGGCAGGGGGGCACGACCUAAACGACGAGUGUAUCUUCGAGGCGAUGACCCCGCCGGAGUACGGUCUGGAGGAGUUCGUGGAUGGCGUGGAGGCGCUGGACAUGCCGGACGACGUCAUCAACAAGGUGCACGGCGAGACGAGCGAGACUCCCGCGGGCGACGGCGGCGGCAUCGCCGGCGGCAGCAACGGGCCCAAGAAGACGGCGAGCGUGUCCAUCCCGCCCUCCGUCGCCGCCGGCGGCGGCGGCGGCGGCCCCGGUGGCGGGGCCGGCAGCGGGGGGAGCGGGGGGGGGAGCGGGGUCGUGGCGGGGACGUUCUCCAAGGACAGGAGCGGCGGCGGCGGCGGCGUCGCCGGUUCGGGCGCCGCGAACGCCUUCGAGAAUUACGCGCACGUCAACGAGGCCCACUCAACCUCCAAGAAGAUACCGGUGACGACGAUCGCGUCCAUGUCCAUGAUCGGCACCACCAUGACGGGGAACGCCCAGACCAUCACAUCUCUCGGGGGAGUGGUUCCCGCACCGGCGUCUCCGUCUGCCAACGCGCCGGGAGAGGAAAAUUGGAACUGA